CUCUUAGCUCAUUUCCUGUUCUCCGUGUAAGUGUGCAUGUUAGUGUUGUAACAGAAUCUGAUCUAUUGGUACACGCAAUCUGCGCUAGCUAGCGACUCCUCGUGGACAGUGGGUCCGCCAUGAUAUCACAGAGUGCAUGCUCCUAAGCUGCCCAGACCGCUGCGCGUGCGCGCAUGACUGACUCCGCCCCCCUGAAAGUGCUGAGUUGGCAGUAUAUUGGGGGAUUUCCAUAACACAAACGGCAGGAAUGGGUCUUUGUGUGAAAGGAAAGAAGGAUAGCAUUCCUCACCACAACUGGUUCAUCAUUUUUGGUUUACUUCAAGCACUUGCUUACGCGGUCUUUAUUAUGUUUACACCGUCAAUCUAUCAGUUUGUCACGACACAAAAUAACUCCUCCGAGGAAUUGGAGGAAAGUGGCUCCAACCCAUUUUGGCCUGGAUUGGGAGGUUCUCCGAGAGACUAUGCCUGGGUCUCGGUGUCAUUUGCACUGUUUCAAACUGCUCUCUUCCCUCUUCCAACCCUCCUGAUGGACACACUGCCAUACACUCCUCUCAUACUCUUCACGACGUUUCUCUACACCAUCAGUGGAGUGGUGUAUGGAUGGGCCACCAGAGUGUGGAUGGUGUUUAUUGCUCGUGGUCUGAUGGGUUCUGCAGCUCUUUUCGGAUCCUCUGUAAUUUACACUUACAUCGGUGAAAUUGGGACGUACAUGGAUAGGUCUCGACGGAAGAUGGGAAAGAAACCCAUGAAAGAUGUGUUGUACAUUGCAAACACACUUGCCUCAAAUGGAUGGUACUUUGGUUUACUCGGUAUUAACGCAGCGUUGGUGAGGAUUCCCUCAGUGAACCCCUACCGUCUCCCAGGAUGGUUCCUGGUAUCUCUGAGUCUGACAGUCGCAGUCCUUGUGGUCCUCUUCUUCACAGAGCCCAGACCAUGGGCCUGUAGGAAGGCCAAGCACUGUAACUUGAAAUCUAACAUGUCCUCACUCAAAUACAGGUCCAACUCCAGGAGCUACGUACUAGUAUCCUUAACUAGCAACACAUUUGCAUGCAAACACCAGUAAUUCAAUAUUGCGUGCGAGUAUUUACAAUCACGUAAAACAUAGCUGUAGUGCAGUGCCUGUCACAUUAUUAAUCAAUUAAUCAGGACUAGGUAGGCUCACAUGCAUUAUAUAUAUAAGAAGAAAACUUUGAACUUUCCUUCACUUCCUGGUAGUGUGUUUUGUUUGUAUUGUUGAAUUCUUACGUUACUGGACAGGCUCUCUCUGUGGUGUACACACUUGCCUCCCCCAUCCUCAGCGAUCAGUUUGGGUUUACUGUUGACAAUACUGCUCUCUUCUUUGUGGGGCUGGGGGUUGGGGGCUUUGCCUCUGUUAUUAUUCAGUUUUCUGCAAAAGCCCUGAGGUGCAACAACAGAGUGAUGGUGGGGCUGGUGUUUGUGGUGAUUGUGAUUGGAUGUUCAGUGAUGACUGACUGGCAAGCAAUUAAUGUGGAAGACCCCUGUAACUUUUCAUCUCUAAUGAACAAUGUAACAACCAGUGAUACUGGGGAAGCUAGCUUUAUAGACGGCAACACGAAUGAGUCGAAUGUGACUAUAUUCCAGUUGUUAGUAGAGAACUGUGAGGCUAGGAGUACCUCUGGGUACGAGUGUUUCUGGAAUCCUCAUUCUCGUGUGACUGGAGAUCAGUGUAACACUUGCUAUCAAGGUUGCCUCAGCCUCCAGACGUCUCUCACCUUCUACCAGUACACUGUCGGCGUGUUUCUAGUAUCUGUUGGAGGAACUCUGGAGUACAUCUUCAAUUUCGCACUCUUGUCAGACAUAAUUCCUCCGGAAAAUCAGGGAAGUAUCACAGCCUUCACUAUAGGAUGUGGAGCUCUGUCUAGAGCAGUGACACCAUUCUGGUAUGUUGAAAGCUAUGAGCAGACGGGCAAGCACACCUUCCUCCCACUGAUAAUCACGAUGGCAACCUUCUUGAUUGCACUUGUGGUUCUUGCAGCCCUCUAUAAAGACCUUGCUCCCAGAAACACUACGACUGAGUCUGAGCCACAGCAUGCAUCUAAUCCUUCUGCACAAGAACUACAAUCAGUAACAGAAAUUAAAAUGUAAAAUGUGCUUUUGUUCAUCCAUCUUUGGAGUUUCUUAUGGUAUAAUGAUAUGAAUUAUUUUUACAUCU
Messenger RNA from Geodia barretti, 2173 nucleotides. Lineage: Eukaryota; Metazoa; Porifera; Demospongiae; Tetractinellida; Geodiidae. The record is from the annotation of a GenBank genome assembly.